UAGUAAGUUUAUUUGUUGCAGAAGAAAAACAAAGUUUUUGUUUUGAUUUCACAGCGGGAGUCUUGUAUGAAAUGUGCCAUUUAAGGACCUAAGGAUGCGGUUUCGCCGCCGCUGGCCGCGAAGAAUGCGGCGUGCUAUAGAACAAUUGCGUCUGCAGUCUCGCAGAAAGCUGCAGUUGCUUUUAGUGUUUGGGGGGUUCUGCUUGGUAAUUUGGUUGGCUGCUAACUAUCUCUUCGCAUCCGAGGAAAGCAAAACCGGCGACUUUAGCAGCUCCUGCAGUGCCAUCGAUGCAGUUUACACCUGGGUCAAUGGCUCGGAUCCCAACUUUAUAGAGGCCAUCCGAAGGUUUGAUUCAAAAUACGAUCCCUCGCGGUUUGAUGACAAGAAUGAGCUGCGUUACUCCUUGAGAUCGCUGGAAAAACAUGCCAGUUGGAUCAGGCAUGUGUACAUAGUAACCAAUGGCCAAAUUCCAAACUGGCUGGAUCUCAGCUACGAAAGGGUCACAGUCGUACCACACGAAGUGCUGGCUCCUGAUCCGGCACAGCUACCCACCUUCUCCAGCUCCGCCAUCGAGACAUUCCUGCACCGCAUACCAAAGCUGUCCAAAAGGUUUCUCUACCUUAACGACGACAUAUUUCUAGGAGCACCGCUGUACCCGGAAGACCUAUACACAGAGGCGGAGGGAGUGCGUGUUUACCAGGCCUGGAUGGUUCCCGAUUGUGCUCUGGAUUGCCCAUGGACUUACAUAGGAGACGGCGCCUGCGAUCGGCACUGCAACAUUGAUGCCUGUCAAUUUGAUGGAGGAGAUUGCAGCGAAACUGGGCCAGCGGAAGGAUCCCAUGUCUUCCCACAAAGCCAAGAAGUGGGUGAGGUGGAAGCUGCAGCAGUCCCAAAACCUCCAGCCCACCGCUUCCCUCACAUGGGCCUCCAAAAGCUGUUUAAGAGCAGCUCUGCUAACUUUAAGGACGUAAUGCGACAUCGAAAUGUGUCCACGCUGAAGGAGCUGCGUCGCAUUGUGGAGCAUUUUAACCGGGCCAAACUCAUGUCUCUCAAUCCUGAAACAGAGAUGAGCAGCUCUGAGCCACCAACAACCCAGCGCCACUCGCUGCACAAGGAAGACUUCAAAUCCUCCACAGACAUCUACUCCCACUCGCUUAUAGCCACGAAUAUGCUGUUGAAUAGAGCUUACGGCUUUAAGGCACGUCAUGUGCUAGCGCAUGUAGGUUUUCUGCUCGACAAGGAUAUUGUGGAGGCCAUGCAAAGGCGGUUCCGUCAGCAAGUCCUCAACACUGCCCUUCAGCGCUUUCGAGCGCCUACAGAUCUCCAGUACGCCUUCGCCUAUUACUCCUUCCUUAUGAGCGAAACAAAGGUAAUGGGUGUGGAAGAGAUCUUUGAUGAGUUCGACACGGAUGGUUCGGCAUCAUGGUCGGAUCGGGAGGUUCGCACAUUCCUCACUCGCAUCUAUCCGCCUCCACUCGACUGGUCAGCCAUGCGAUACUUCGAAGAAGUGAUUCAGAACUGCACUAAAAAUGUGGGCAUAAAUUAUAAAGUUGAUACAGUGGAACACUCCACACUUGUUUACGAGCGAUAUGAAGACUCUAAUUUGCCCACCAUCACAAGAAACUUGGUUGUUCGAUGCCCACUUCUGGCUGAAGCCUUGGCGGCUAACUUUGCAGUCCGCCCCAAGUAUCCCUUCCAUGUCAGUCCAAAGAGAGCAUCGCACAGCAACUUCAUGAUGCUCACUUCGAAUCUCACGGAGGUGGUGGAGUCCCUGGACCGAUUUCGUCGAAAUCCGCGCAAGUUCAACUGCAUCAACGACAAUCUGGAUGCUAAUAGGAACGAGGACAAUGAGAUGGUACGCCACUUGCUCGAGGAUUUCUAUCUGUCCUUCUUUCCAAGGCGCAGUAAGUUCGAGUUGCCGCCUCAAUUCCGCAAUCGCUACGCAUCCUGGCGGGACUAUCAACGCUGGAAGCGAAGAAAGAGGGCAGUUCUGGUCGUCGGAUAUGGCGUGAGUCUGGUGCUGGUCGUCUGCCUGCUGCGGUUCAUGUGUAACCACAAGGCUAAAUUGGUGAGGCGCUGUGUGCAGCGUUUGUAGGAAAAAUCUCUCUUCUGUAAUGUUGUGAUAAGUUGUGAAAUUUAUGUAUAUUGGCCAUUUCUGCAAGCGAUCAUAGUCAAAUCUAGUUGUAGGCCAUGUGUAAGGCUAUUUUUCUAGAUCUUUAGGUGCAUGAUAGAGGCUACUUUUAGGAUUAGUUAAUAAGAGUGAAUGUAUAGAGAAAUUUUCUAGAUUCUUGUGUUAUUUAGCAGUUGAAGAAAAGCUUUUAUAGGUUGAAUUUUAUCAUAUUUCAGUUAUUGACUGAUUUUUGAGUGGCAAUAGCUAUUAAUGCCAAGCUUCAAGGGAUAUUGCAUCUAUAAUUAAAAUACUUUACACAAAAUGGACAAUGUCAGCUGUAAAGCGUUUUUGCGAUUUUUUAUAAACAACUAUCUUUGUUAUAAAUAAUUUUUAAAAAUUUUAUAAAUUCCAUGUGUUUUUGAUAACAAAUUUAAGGAUAUAAGCUAAAAUUAAUUUUGAAUCUUUUACAUAUGCCAGAAAUUCAAGGAUAAAUUUAGAAAUUCUCUAAAAUAAAAAUUAAACAUUAUUAUUUGAUAUUACUGGAAUAACCUAAAAUCAAUAAAA
Molecule: messenger RNA, 2674 nt
Organism: Drosophila ficusphila
Lineage: Eukaryota; Metazoa; Arthropoda; Insecta; Diptera; Drosophilidae
Gene: Gnptab
Product: N-acetylglucosamine-1-phosphotransferase subunits alpha/beta
Exons: 3
Coding region: 95-2095 (666 amino acids)
Biological process (GO): carbohydrate phosphorylation; N-glycan processing to lysosome
Cellular component (GO): Golgi apparatus
Molecular function (GO): UDP-N-acetylglucosamine-lysosomal-enzyme N-acetylglucosaminephosphotransferase activity
Source: RefSeq, a predicted model, not a curated record